This is a messenger RNA of Zymoseptoria tritici IPO323, 1570 nucleotides long. RefSeq lists its product as uncharacterized. The transcript has 4 exons. The record is from RefSeq and is a predicted model, not a curated record. Gene Ontology annotation, biological process: carbohydrate metabolic process. Lineage: Eukaryota; Fungi; Ascomycota; Dothideomycetes; Mycosphaerellales; Mycosphaerellaceae. Bases 26 to 1570 code for a protein of 514 amino acids.
GAAGCAGAAGCAGUCACUCACCGCCAUGGCUUCCAAAUACGCCCUCCCGAUCCUCGCGAUGAUAGGUCUGGCAGCAGCACAAGGCAACUCAACGUGUCCAGACUACAGUGACUACUCCAAGGAGCUACAUGGUCCAUACAGCGAAGGCCGCUACCAAUUGAGCUACCAGCGUCCCGAGACAAGCUGUCGAACAUUCCAAUCCUCGGUCGUCGAGUCCGCCAUUACCGACGUCACGGGCAAGAUUGCAGACCCAGACCUCAAGCGUCUCUUCGAGAACACGUACCCAAACACGCUUGACACCGCCGUGAAGUGGAGGGGCACCGCCGCAGGCUCAGAUGAAGAAUUGUGCUUCUUGAUCACCGGCGACAUCAACGCAAUGUGGCCGCGCGAUUCCACGAAUCAAGUGAAGGCCUAUCUGCCAUUGUUGAAAGCCGACUCGUCGCCAGACUCAUUGGCUUCAAUCUACCGCGGAGUGAUCAACCUUCAGGCGCGCUUCUUGAGGACCUCCCCUUACUGCAACUCUUUCCAGCCGCCGGUCGAAUCGGGCCUUGGCGCCUCGUUCAAUGAGUACGCCACUACCGACGUUGUCACUCCAACGUACAGCAACUUGUCCGUAUUCGAGUGCAAGUACGAGUUAGACACCCUGGCAGCGUUCCUGGAAGUCAGCGACAACUACUACAAUGCCACUCAGGACAUUGAAUUCUUCCGGAAGUACUCCUGGGUCGAUGCCGUGAAGGCGGUCCUCAAGGUGGCCGAGGAAAUGAUGGUGCCCACAUACGCAGACGAUGGGUCCGUCAACAAGCUUGCCUACUCUUGGACUCGCCAGUCGGAUAGGUCUACGGAGACCACAGCCAACGGCGGCUUGGGCAAUCCAUUUAACAACGUCACGGGCCUCAUACGCUCCUUCUUCCGGCCGGCCGACGACACCACGAUCUACAUGGGAUUCAUUCCCGCUAACAUGAUGUUUGCACGAUACUUGGAGUCAGCAGCUAUCAUCAUGUCGGCGCUUGGCGACCAGAACGACCUGGCCAAUCAAAUGACCACAUUGGCGGAGAACCUCAGAUGUGCGAUCACCAAGUACGGCAUUGUCCAGACGUCUGAGUUCGGACCCAUUUACGCCUUCGAGGUCGACGGCUACCUUGGACAAAACAUCAUGGACGAUGCCAACAUUCCCAGCUUGCUUUCGGCUCCAUUCUUUGGCUACCUCAGUGCCGAUGACGAGGUCUAUCAGAACACCCGCAAGCUCAUUCUCAGUGAAAGAAAUCCAUACUACAUGAUUGGGCCGAGACUCAGUGCUGUCGGCAGCCCGCAUACCGGACCGGGCAAGGCAUGGCCCAUGGCUUCCAUCGUUCGCAUCGCGACCAGCAACGACGAUGACGAGAUUACUGAGCAGUUGCGGGAGAUCCUCAGCACCACCGAUGGGCUCGGAUUGAUCCAUGAGAGUAUCAACACUUUCAACACGACCGAUUACACUCGACAGUGGUUCUCUUGGGCAAAUAGUCUGUUCGGGCAAGUCGUUCUUGAUUUGGCCAACAGGAAGCCAGAGGUCUUGCAGCAGAGCUUCCAGUGA